Fundulus heteroclitus (mummichog) is the source of this 1201-nucleotide messenger RNA. RefSeq names its product trace amine-associated receptor 8a-like. The transcript has 2 exons. The coding region runs from base 1 to 981 and encodes 326 amino acids. The record is from RefSeq and is a predicted model, not a curated record. Lineage: Eukaryota; Metazoa; Chordata; Actinopteri; Cyprinodontiformes; Fundulidae. Gene Ontology annotation, molecular function: trace-amine receptor activity. Gene Ontology annotation, biological process: G protein-coupled receptor signaling pathway. Gene Ontology annotation, cellular component: membrane.
AUGGAGGAUGAUGAAUUCUGCUUCCCAAAACUUUUCAACUCCUCCUGUAAAAAGUUAAAGAAUUCUUAUGCUGAAACUUUACUUAUUUCCUUCAUAUUGUGUUUAGUUUCUCUUGUCACUGUGUCUCUAAACCUGCUGGUUAUCAUUUCCAUCUCUCAUUUCAGGCAGCUUCACAGUCCCACCAACUUUUUUAUUCUCUCUCUGGCUGUCUCAGACUUUUGUGUGGGUCUUCUACUUUCUUUUCAAAUUAUGAUUCUGGACGGCUGCUGGUAUCUUGGGGACCUUAUGUGUCUUCUGUAUUAUUUGUUGGAUAUAAUUAUUAUCUCUAUGUCAGUAGGAAACAUGGUGCUCAUUUCAAUUGAUCGUUAUUUGGCUAUCUGUAAUCCUCUCCAAUAUCGCUACAAAGUCACCCAACAAAGGGCUCAAAUAUGUGUUUCAGUGUGUUGGAUUAGUUGUCUGUUCUACGCCGUUGCGUUGUUGAGAAAUAAUUUUAAAAAACCAGGCAAAUUCAAUUCCUGCUAUGGGGAAUGUGUGAUUAUUGCUGGUUUAAAUGAAUACAUUGUGGAUGUUAUUUUUAUCUUAAUUAUUCCUGUUAUUGUCAUAAUAGUUCUGUAUCUGAGAGUAUUUAUAGUGGUUGUGUCCCAGGUUCAAGCCAUGAAGUCCCAAAUUUCAGCUGUAACCUACCAGCAUUCCAGUAAAGUAAGAAUUUGCAAGUCAGAGAUAAAAGCAGCUGUGUCUUUAGGUGUCGUUGUGGUUAUGUUUCUGGUAUGUCUGUGCCCAUAUUACGCUGUUGUUUUUAUUGAUCAAAACACUAUAUACAACACCUUAUCCACUGUCGUUGUAUCAUGUGUAUUUUAUUUUAAUUCCUGUCUCAACCCUCUGAUUUAUGCAUUCUUCUAUCCUUGGCUAAGAAGAGCUAUAAGAGUAAUUAUGACAUUUCAGAUAUUACAGUCUGGAUCAUCUCAUGCAAACCUGUUAUGAAGAGGUAUGAAGGAAUGAAAUCUUCCACAUAAAUAAUUUAUGUGGAAGCCCAAAAUUCCUAAAAAAAAAGGAAAUUAAGAUUGCUUAGCACAAGAUUAUUCAAAGUGUGACUUGGAAGCUGUUUGUAACCCCUGCAUUGAUUUGUGUGGCAACUAAAUGCAAUUCUUUUUUUCUUUUUUUUUUCCUUCCCCAGUGUCCUGUCUAGCAAUGUGGCAAUAAG